AUGGAUACUUUUUUGCUUUGUGAUGAAGCUUGGCUCUCUACUCCUCCUCCAACUCCUGGUUACUGUAAUAAUGUAGAAAGUUACUCUUCUUCUUCGUUGUAUACUAGUAAAGAAGAGUGUGAGCAGGCUUUUUCUAUUUACUUUGAAAAGGAGUUAACCUACAUGCCUCAACAAGGAUACUUGGAACAUCUUCACUUUAAAAAUUUGUUCUCUGCAAGAUUCAGAGCUAUACAAUGGCUUAUUAAGUCUCGCAGUCGGUUGGAUCUUUCUUUUAUUACCCUCUUCAAUGCAGUGAAUUACUUCGACCGAUUUGUAUCUAUAAAUCAAUGCAAGGGAUGGAGACAUUGGAUGGUUGAAUUGCUAUCAGUGGCUUGUCUAUCUGUUGCAACCAAGUUUACUGAGACAUUUACUCCUACCUUAUACGAAAUCCAGAUGGAGGAGUUGGAUCAUUCAUUUGAAUCAAUUACAAUCCAACGGAUGGAAUUGAUGUUGUUAAAGGCAUUAGGAUGGCGCCUUUGCUCUACAACAGCUUAUUCUUAUGUAGAGCUUUUGAUGAUGAACAUUGAAGUACCCUUAAAACCUCAUCUCCAAAAGGAUUUUGUUGACCGAGUCAACCAGCUGCUUCUUGAAGCUAUACUAGAUUGCAAAUUGAUGGAAUAUCAACCAAGUAUAGUUGCUGUAUCUGCUGUAUGGUGCGGUCUAGAAGAGUUACUUCCAUCAAAAUCCGACACCCAAAUUGCAUAUAUUAAAGGCUUCUUCGACCAAAACCGAAAGAAUGAAAUAAUCAAAUGCCAUAAAAUUAUGGAGGAAAAGAUGGCUAAUGGGAACUUGUUGAACUACUGCCCUUCAAGUCCAGUGACUGUUCUGCUGACAGAAGAGAAGAUUGAUGUCUACGAUACCCAAAUUGAUCUCUCUCUCUUUCAAGUGUCGAACACUGAUACUGAGUCUUCCAAUAAGAGAAGAAAGAGGGAGGUAAGCUAAUUAACGAUUAUCUCUUUCAAAAACCAACAUCAUCUAACAAUUUUUGUUUAGCUAUUUUAUUGAAUAAUUUCAAUUGUAAGGCUAUGGGGUUGAAGUGGAAUAAGUAAUGCAUCCACAAAGUGGGCAUUUUCAUCAUCUGUAGUAAUC
Jatropha curcas is the source of this 1128-nucleotide messenger RNA. It is a transcript of the gene CYCD7;1, whose product is annotated as CYCLIN D7;1. The record is from RefSeq and is a predicted model, not a curated record. NCBI's taxonomy places the organism in Eukaryota, Viridiplantae, Streptophyta, Magnoliopsida, Malpighiales, Euphorbiaceae.